AUGUAUGAUGACGAGACCGCGACAUCCUCCAACCCCGAUGCCAAGAAAGUCAUAUUUCUUUACACCUACACGCACCGCUUCUUCCAAUCCACUGAAAUUUCAGGAACCCUGUUCCCCAAAGACACAGCGAAGAUCAAAGGUCCCUUGCCAGCCUCCGACUCUGAAAACGUACUAGACUUGAUAUCGGGAUUUGUUACUGCGCACUAA
This is a messenger RNA of Penicillium nucicola, 207 nucleotides long. RefSeq lists its product as uncharacterized. Lineage: Eukaryota; Fungi; Ascomycota; Eurotiomycetes; Eurotiales; Aspergillaceae. Bases 1 to 207 code for a protein of 68 amino acids. The record is from RefSeq and is a predicted model, not a curated record. The transcript has a single exon.